Pseudomyrmex gracilis is the source of this 3753-nucleotide messenger RNA. RefSeq names its product glucocorticoid-induced transcript 1 protein-like. The record is from RefSeq and is a predicted model, not a curated record. Bases 51 to 1388 code for a protein of 445 amino acids. NCBI's taxonomy places the organism in Eukaryota, Metazoa, Arthropoda, Insecta, Hymenoptera, Formicidae. The transcript is spliced from 9 exons.
CCGUCGUCGGUACUCGAGAAAAGGAGCCCCGCAGCGUGCGUUUAAGGAAGAUGUCGAGUUCGCAGCGUAUGCGAAAGUCCUCGCCAUGCUCGAAGCAGGGCCCGAUGCGCGCCACCCUGCCCGUGAGCUCGCUGAUGAGGCAGGGCCGGCAGAGUAGCAGCCUCCGCAAGAGUAACAGCAACAGUCCCACCGUCUCGCCGACAAACGCGGCCGUCUGGCGGGCGCGCAUCUCGCCGGAGACGUCGUCUUCCUCGGGACAGCGGAGCCCCGGAUCCCUGUCCUACAAAGCCAAAUCAAAAACAUUGAGCGGUCGCUGUAGCGACAGCUUGAGUGGAAACCAGAGCAUUCGUCGAACAGCAUCAUUGGAUACCAUUUAUCUGAAAGGUCAAUGGCCACGUGAACCCUAUUACAUGCAUUCCAGUCUUCUGGUAGACAAAUCUACUCAGACGGAAGAAUGUCCCACUGAACCAAGAAAAAUGCACACUCGUCAUCCCACAGAACAAACUGUCACCGAUGAGAAACUGGAAAAGAAUUACUUCAGGCAUCGAUUACAACGUACAAAUAAAGAAGGUACUAGUAGUAGAGAGCGGACAGCAGCAUUCGGAUUAAUAAUGCCGGGUGGUCCACCACCCGCGCUUCCCGGAGAUCAUUCAGUACUUUUGCCCAGUAUUGCUUCACAGACAUCCAUGCACAAUCAAUUUAGCUUGAGUACAAAAGCAAGUCCCAUGAAUAUACCUGUGAAACCAAUGAGGCCUCCGAUGCGUUCGUCUAUCGAAGGUCUCAAUCAGGAAAUAGAGGGACUUGUGCUCAAAAAUACAGCCAAUAAUAGCGAUGCAGACCAUCCAGUAGAAGACAAGUACGCACGAUAUCGCGAACAAAUCACACCCGAAGGACAUCGCGCUCCUCUGGCAGACCUCUUGCGAGCCACUCGAAGUGUCAACACGCAAACGCCGGCUACUGACCUUCCCUCCAGUUCUUAUUCUUCAGGCCCUCCGUCUAGGAAUUCUGAGUCUCCGCUGAUUCCUGGUGUAAUGGAUGCAUCCCGUCCGCCUAGCGAUCUCUUACAAGGUGGAAGCCGUGGCUCAACGCCCGAGCAAGACAGAGAAGGACGUCUCGGAACCUCACCACACAUUAACAGGUUCCUUGCGAGGGAACCGCCCGAUGGCUGUGAGAAAGUCAACCUCAGAUUCGUGGAAGAUGCGAGGCGGCCGAUGAUAGAUUUGAGCAAGUUAGAAUAUUGCCCAAAGCCGUGCGUUCCAGCAUUCCAGUUGAAACCUAGCUUGGGAUCAGCGUUCCUGCCAUUGCAACAGCCGGCCAGUCCGACGAUGGUCGCCAGUGCAUCACCCUCCGCGCAUACAACACCGACCACACCUCCUCCAAAUCCAUAGUCCCACUCUUUAUCUUGCGGUGUUACACUUAUAAGCUCGGUUAGUACAUAUAUAUAUACACACACACAUAUAUAUUUUUUUUUAACGACCUUGUGGGUAGAAAGUGAUUUACUUCGACAUAAAGGCAUAUACCGACAAAGAAAAGUUACCGAACAAAAAGGAAAGAACAGCAGCCUGUUCCCAGUGCGUCCCCGCGGGAACACAACCGUGCGGGCAUCGUGGAUUGUGUAAUUAGAGAAGUUAGUAAUUGCAUCGAUACAAACAGAAAAACGAAGGAAGUAUUUGAAAAAGGCAUCUGAGCUCCGUUAUGAUGUUCGAAACAAUAAUUAAAAAAAAAAUAAAAAUAAAAAUACGAGGAACAAUAAUUUGUGAUAAACUAAAAGAAAAAAACAAAAAGAGAUGAAAUGACAACGUUUAGGAAUAAACAUUGUGUUCUACAGGGAAAAAAGACUAAUGAAAUUGUGUAUUCUAAAUUUAGUGCUAAAAUGUGCUAAACGACUUUAGUUUUGUAUACACGGAUAAAACUAUUCAAGAGAGAGAGAUGACAAAAAAAGAAAGAAGUAUUAAAUUUCAUUGUUGGAAUAAACAAAAUUCUACGGAUAUAAAAGAAGAGCGCUUGUGCACUAUUAUAUAUAUAUAAAUAUAUAUAUAUGCGUAUAUAAUAUAUGUAUACACGCAUAUGUAUAUACACAUUGCCGCUCACCUCUAUGAUGUUUUCAUUAGAUCUUCAUUGCUUGUGUGGAAACUGAAUUUAUAUAGUGACAGAGAGAGAGAGAAAGAGAGAGAGAGAGAGAGAGAGAGAGNAGAGAGAGAGAGAGAGAGAGAGAGAGAGAGAGAGAUAUGAAUCACUUGUUAGAGUUUUGUAUUGUUUUGUAUUAUUACUUGUAUGCUAAAAAGAUAUUCUCAAACUAUUGUACGAAGAGCUAGAAAAAUGAUGUAUCCCUAUGUUUUUGUUUCACAGAAACAAGCUUUAUGGAAAUUGUUUCGUUUUUUUAUUGACACGAGAUAAAUACGCGUGCAACCGAUUGUCAAAAUGUUUGCGAAACUAUUUACACAAACGUAAAAUAAUUCACGGUUUUGCUUUGAAUGGAGAAAGUUCUUUUUGAAUUUCAAACAAAAUCGUGUUUGUGAAGUAUGUGAGGCAAAAUUUUGUUUCGGAAUUGACGAUGGCGUUCUCGUUCUUUUCGUAACUGUUUUAAGUGACAAUACACCAUAGGGCUACAAUAUUUUUUUUUCUUUUUGAUUUAUCAUUAUUAUUAUUACGUUAGAUUUAUAUUAAUAUACAAUCUGAAUAUGUACAACCGAUAUAACAUGCAGAUUGAUGAUGAGUGUAUGAUAGAAUGAGUCCAACGACACAAGACGGAUUUAUGUAUCGAGCACAGAGAAAACGAGAUGAGUGAUAAAUAUUUGCAUACCGACUGGGAGAGGUGACACGCGACAUGUGCUUUCGCUAAUGUGGUAUCAGAUGUGUAUAAGAAAACGGUUCCCUGGCACGGAAUACAGGUGUGCGUGUAUGUUUUUUGUAUAAACGCGGAUAAUUAAUUCUCAGAAAAAAAAAAUUAUAAUCUGCGUCUUAUACAAGCGACAGUAUGCAUGUGAUGUAAUAUCAGAAAAUCCUAAUUGAUUUAUCUAUCCGCGAUUAACUUGAGAACAGGAACUUGCGCGCUUGCGACAAAAUUUUGUUUUUAGCUGACCAAAAAUUUGCGUCGUUAUUCAGAAAAAAGCGUUGCUUUAACAAACAUUUUUCGUCGAAUAUUUAUCGUGAUUCACGUUGACCGCGACUCAAAAUUUGUCUCUAUUGCCAUAUUUGUAACAUUUUCUUGUAAAAACGUAAAGAGAAAAACUCACAGUGCUCGGUCAACGUGUUGUAAUUAACAGAAACUUUUCAAAAUAUGAUUACUAUCAAAAUAGCAAGACGGAAAAAGAGAAAAUGUGUGCAAGUUAUUCGUGCGAUGGAUUAAAUUAUUAUUUAGUAUACGCAAACAUAGUCACUCGAGAAGUUCAAUUUAUUUUUUGCUUUCUAAAUACGGAACAUUUUGCAAACGGUUUUUUAUAGUUACACACUCACAGACACUCACAAUUACACACACACUCACACUCAAACACACAGUCUGUGGAAAAUAAGAAUCUUGAUAGCGUGUAAAGCCGAGGAGAGCGAAAGAGAAACGGUUUUUUAAAUACAAUAGUAAUAUACUUUCUAAUAAUGUAAUGUAUAUCUAGCUACAAUAGCGGAGGAAGAGAAAAGGAUGAAAAAAAAAAGAAUGUUAACACAUAAGUACCUGGCACACUGGUCUAUGCUCUCUCUUAUCCAGCUCACUAGGAAGUUCAUGCCUUAGAAUGCGUGGUAAGGUGUGCUAUAUACAUA